Messenger RNA from Paramuricea clavata, 7778 nucleotides. The record is from the annotation of a GenBank genome assembly. Lineage: Eukaryota; Metazoa; Cnidaria; Anthozoa; Malacalcyonacea; Plexauridae.
GAUGGCCUGAUUUUUAUCGUUGACUACAAAAUCCUGGAAGGAGUGGCAACAAUGAACAAACCAGAAGACAAGCGCUAUAUCAAACCGGCUAUGGGGUUGUUAUAUCUCAGGAACAACGAUGACAUGGUGCCUAUUGCCAUUCAAUUAGAUCAACAGCCUGGCAAGGGCAACCCGAUAUGGACGCCUUUACAAGACACGGAAUGGGACUGGAUCAUGGCAAAACUUUGGCUUCGUUGUGCUGACACACAAUAUCACCAGGUAAACCCCAACUAUACAAAAUGUAUUCAUUUCUUUGUUACAAUAUAAGUAUAGGUAAUCAUGUGAUGGCGAGCAUAGUUAGGGAUUAAUCCCAGGUAGUUGAACGAGCUACAUCGCUGUCGGCACGAUUACUUGUUUGUUAUGAGCAUGACAAAAUUGUAUAAUUCUUAAUGUCAACAUCAUAUUCUCUCGCCAAAGCCCAGUGCUGCCAGACAUUCAACCAAAAUUUGGUGCGUACGUAUUUUCAUUUGGUUGUUUUGCUUAAUAUUCCUCUAGGGUAAUACAAUUUGUAUUUAAAUACUUUUCCGCCAUUUUGUUUGUUUUGGGAAAAUCAUAAAUUGUACUGCAGUACAAUUAAUGAAAUAUUUGUACUCCUCUCGACCAAUCAGCAUCCAGUAAUUUUAUCAUGGUAAUAAUAAGUAGUUUUAAGCCGAAAAAUAGAAAAAUGCGGUUUUUUAGCCACUUUUUCUAUUCAACCGUAUAUAUCGUACCGAAUCGUAGCGUAUUUCUUUGUUUCCUGAGCACUAGAGUGGAACUGAUGUCUUCGACACAAAAGAAAAUGCUACGAUACGUUACGAUACGGUUGAAGUGGAAAACUGGCUUUACUUCCUAAUUUCAUGUUUAUUGGCAAACUUCUUGAAAUUCCAAAUAAAAUAAUAUUAGGUAAUGGAAAAUUCUUUUUCUCCAUAAUUCCUUCGAAAUUCUUCCGUCCUAUACAUCUUAAAAACUAAGAUUUCAACCUCGUGUUAUUCCACAACUUUGUUUUUAGUGCAGUAUAUGUAAUAAAAUCUAAGAAAUCUAACAGAUAAAAAACCAACUUAAAAUUCAAAUAUUUAGAGUAACGGGGAAAGCUACAAGGAAUCAGCAGCCAAAAUGUGAGAUAAUAAAAUCUGAGAUGAAAGUGUCUUUGAAUAUAUAGUUAUAAACAUUCAGGCAACAUCAUAAAAUGGGACUGACUUUAUAUUAAUUUUGAAAUCAAUGUGGUUUCUUUCCACCUGAUUGGCUGUUAUAUACCUGCCUCGUCCCCAGGCGCUAGUAUAAAAAUAGGUACGCUAAGCGUACAUGUAUCUGCUCAUGGUGAUUGCACUGUUGCCAAGGGCUUCAAUCAAUACUAAGUUGCUUGUAAAAAUUUUAAAGGACUGAUGUUUAACAGUUGACCAUUUAAAUAAAGUUAGAUUUAUAGUAUGUCAGAUGAAAGAAAAAUAAAAUUGCUGAUAUAUAUUCAACUUGCAGAAACUAAUUCUUCACAAAAGCCAUAACUUCACAAAGAUGAUAUUCAGUUUUAUGAUAUACUUGUUGAAUCAUCUUAGUUUUAUAAUGUUCUUGCCGGCAUGGAUCCAGUAUGAUCUGGUAGGGGGGGGGGUGCUCUGCAAGCUUUGUUGCCGAGUUGUGUCUGUCAUGUGUGCCGCCUGCCCAUCAACUUGCUUUGCUACUGCAAAGUCUUGCUUGUCUGCAGUAUUUGAAUUGUAAUUGUUGUUCACAGUUCGCUUAUCAUCAUAUUAUUACUCAAAUUACUGUAUCUCUUUUUGUCUCCAAUGAUUUUUGAUUGGCUUUAUCAUGAAAAAUAGCACCUCUCCUCCUGGCCACGGUACCCCCCACCACGCCCCCCCCCCGCCCCCAGUAAAUGCAUCCCUGUGUUCUUGUUAAAACAUUUCGGGUUCCAAAUCUUCUUGAUGGUUCAUAAUAAACUUUAGCAGACAUGCAAGAACAUUGUAGAUGCAUAGAAGUUGUCAGGAUAACAGGUGGUGCCAAUAUACAUUUGCAGAGUUUUGAAAGCCUUUUUAUACCAUAAUUGAUACAUAACAUCAACAUUUCUGCUGUUUAUAAUUGAUCUAUUUCAUUUUAGAAAAUGUCAUUGUCAGGGUUGAUGGCACACAAAUCAACUGUUCAUGCAGAGGCGCCGGAGAAUCGAUAAUAGCGGGGGCAGAUAUUCAUAUAUUCGUGUUCACAGACUGUAAAAACAAUCGAUUUCAAAAGAAAUUAAUUAGGCAGAACACGAAUAUAUGAAUAUCUGCCCCCCCCCAAUUAUCGAUUCUUCGGCGCCUCUGUGUUCAUGCCUAGUAAAUAUAUCAAAUAAGUCAUAUAUUGAAAGUCAUUCAUCAGUAACAAAUGAUGACAAGUAUGGAAAUUAGAAGUAUAAUCGAUGCAUAUAGUUCUUGAAUAGAAUGAUAUAAUUCAGCGUAUCAGACCCAUGCAACAAUAUUUUGUUGUGGAAGAAAAUCCAAUAAACAGAAUAUUAUCUUAAUUUUCUACAUUGUGCUAUAAAUAAGAUCCCAUUAUGACAUAUGGUUGUUGUUGAUUGUAAGACAAUAUAGUAUGGGAUAGGGGAAGGGGUAUAUAAAUUGCUUACCUGAUGUUCUUGGCAAUGACAUUCACUUGGAGAAAUCAGGGUGGAUGAAGAAGGGAGCACCCCCUCCAGGAUAUAUAUAUAUAUAUAUAUAUAUAUAUAUAUAUAUAUAUAUAUAUAUAUCUAUUUAUAUAUAUAUAUAUAUAUAUAUAUAUAUAUAUAUAUAUAUAUAUAUAUAUAUAUAUAUAUAUAUAUAUAUAUAUAUAUAUAUAUAUAUAUAUAUAUAUAUAUAUAUAUAUAUAUAUAUAUAAUUAUAUACUGCAAGUUGAUAAUUAUGACUGGUUGCAACUGUUACUAUAAGUAUUGAUAUUCCAAUCUAAAGCUGAAUCUCUGCUCUUUAUAUAUGCAGCCACUAUUACUUUGGCUUUGCGUAAUGAAAGCAAUUAUUCAAUGCGCAUACUGUGCAUAUACUGUGUAUUCAAUGCACAUACAUGCAUGUAAGUGCUUAAGAGAAAUGUUUCCAAUAUGUGUGACCUAGCUUCUGACUCUGCUAAAUUUGCAUAAAAAUGAUCUAUCAAAGUCUGCUUGUCUGUGAUGAAAGCAGACACCAUUUGUCUAUAGUUAUGAUCAUUGAUAAAGAAAUUAUGUAACUUUACGAAAUUAUAUAGCCAGUAUUGGUUUCAUUCAACUAAUUUAUAUUAAUUAAAGUCACCAAUGAAAAUGUUAAAUUGAGAAGUACAUAAACAUCAAGACUUUCAACUCGAUAUACACCUACAAUGGCAACAUGUGGAAGAGUCUUUGCUUUUAUAGUUUCAUAAUAGUAUUCUCAAUGCCAUUAGUCGACAAAUUUCUUGUCAAAAAUUGCGAAUCAUUUCGUUUCCACUAGCUGCGUAUUAAAUGAUGAAACCCUUCAAAUGCUUGCCAAAAAUGCACUAUCGACAUUUGCCAUAUUCAGACUAGUAGAAUGACGUUGUUUUGACAGCGUUUGAUGUAUAAUUUCAAUCGUAAUUCACAAAUUUCCCUUUGUUUCACCCUUCAGUAAACUGCCAUUUUGAAAUUGUUAUCAUUACGUCAUUUCAUCCAUACGCUGUCGCUGAUUGGCUAUGAGCACGCUUACAAACUUCCGGUACGCGCACGAUAGCAAUAUAUCUGCAUUCGCAGAUACAAAAAUUUCAUGCGAGUCACUAUAUAUGAAAGGUUUACAUGAAGUAGUGCGUCACAUUAUAGGCGCGCAAAGGGGAGUGGGAUGUUAGCUUUCUGGUUAGCGCCUGGCCGAUCUUGUAUAAUAGCUGUUAAACAUACAAGAGUAAACAACAGAUUUAAAUAUAAAUCCCUUCAUGUAUAUCACCAGAAGGAAAUAAAGCUAUCAUUAUCUGAAUUAUUCAAAAUAUUGUCGAUCGUUUGCAUCGUGGGCGAUUUUUGCUGCGAAUUUAGUUGCGAUUUUCUCCACUUGGAGGAUGCAUAUGUAAAGGAGUGGAUGAGUUAUAAAUGUUCCAGGUUAUGAAAUCUCAUAACAACAUUAUUAAUUUAAGUAAUCUACUCCUGCAUAACCUCCAAAAGGAGAAAAUCACAAGCAAAAUCGCAGCAAAAAUCGCCUGUGUAAACGGGCCUUGAGACGAAUCUUGUAAAUGCAAUACAAACUUAAAACUAAAACUAUAGAAAAUACAUGUUUGCAGAAACCCUCGCCUUGCCAACAAAACCGAAGUAUUUAAAGUAUUUGUCAUGGUAACACGAUAAUAGUAUUAAGACUAUUUUAUAAAUGAAAAGUCGCCUAAAAAUAUCACUUCUAAUUACAAAAUUAUCAAUUUCCCAAUUAUAGAAGAAGAAGAAGAAGAAUUUAUUCGCACCAGUCAAAAAUACAUAACUACAAUUUUUUCCACACAUUAUUAAAACAGAGUUGGCACAGGAUAUCUGAAGUAGCUUUAACACUAAUCGAAGUCAGAUAACCUUAUUAAAGUAUUCGAGCCACUGUGGGUCAACAUUGGGUUUAAGGUCAUGGUGCACAAUGAUUAUACAGAUACAAAUUCGAAUUUAUAGACAUAUGUAAAAACAAAAGCAAGCAUAAAGCCAGUAAUCAUUAAUUAUAAAUUUGAUUUUAGUUAAUUUGAAUGCAAAUUAAAACGGAAAUAAGAAUAAAAAAUAAAGCUAGUAUUCAUUAAUAAAUUUGAUUUUAAUUUUUUUUUUGAAAACUGAUUUAGUUAGUAUUUUCAAGCUAUCAUCUAUAUCAAUAACAAUUAUACCAUGAGCUCGAGUCGUAUAUGAGCUGAUAGCCGACGAGGUGCGUAGCACCGAGCCGGCUAUCAGCCAUAUACGACGAGAGCGAAUGGUAUAAUUGUUUUAUAAUAUUCUCUAAUAGCCAUUAACUGAAUCAAUAAUUAAUAUCCUCUGUUACAAUGUCUUGACAAUUUGUUCGGCAAAAAACCGCUUGGCCUUGAAAAUUUGAAAUACUUUUGUUUUACAACUCGAAGACGAAGUGAAAGAAAUGGUUUUAGAACCGCACAGAAAAGCUCAGAUAUAUUAUACAGAUGUUUCGUAGUAUAGUAAGUGCUUGUUGACUGCAAAUUCAUUUGUCUUUCGUUGCAAACUUUUCUGAACAAUUUAUAUUCUCAUGCAAUGAACAUGUUUUCUUCGCUCUUGUUUCGGUAUUAAUUCUUUAAAAAACUUGUAUUUAAACUAAUUUCUAUGCAAUAAAUGUGUUUUGCUAAACUGUCAAACUUUUUUGAGAGUUUUUCCUUGUAUUCUUAUCUUUCUCAAAGUCAAAAUUUGGUCAGUGUCACCUUAUUUCCUCUCGGUGAUGCUUAAGUUCUAUGAGACACUAUUUCCGCAUUCUCAAAAUUGCGUUGCUUUUUCAUACGAUACAGAUUAAAUCUGAGAAGAAAUUUUCAUGCUAUGAUGAUGCAAACAUGUAUUUAACAGUUAAAACUCUAAACUAAAUCUAUUCUUCUUGGAACCAGCAUUUUAUCGGAUUGUUUGCAUGAAAUCUAUCGCUAUUAUGAAAUACUCGGUGAAGAAAAAUAUGAAUUACACACAAGAUGGCUGUGGAGGACGUAUGGAAAGGCAUAAUCUCAUUAUCAAGUAAAUCAACUGCAAUUCUGACAGCAAUAAUGAGCAAUUCUGCUUCGCACUUUGGGGGCAGAAAUGGCUUUACUGGGGCGGGGGGGAUUCUUUCCCUGCCCAGAUAUAUAGUUAAAAAAGGCACUCAAGUUUUAUACAUGUCAAAUAACAUUCCCACUUUCAGUCGCAUUUCUAUCGUGCUUAGUUUGAAAUCUUUGGGGCUUGAUGCAAUUCAUUUAUCGUUAGGCUAUGUUUUUCAAACGUUUUUGACAGAUUUUUUUGUUUAAAAAUUGUUUCACUCCUCGGUUUUGCCGCGAAAACCAGAGCGGGCAGUUGCAUUUCACAGCGGGCAGUUGCGUUUCAGAGCGGGCCGGAUGCAAAAAACCGGCCCGCUCUGAAAGGCUCCUCAGCCAAUCAAAUUGCUUCAUUUUCACUGAUAAAAAAUAAUGGUAUGUUAUUAUACGUAAAGCUUUAAUUUAAGUUAAAAUUCAACAACAAACGCUUCGCAAAAAGUUUUAAAGAUUAAAGUUAUUUGCAAAAAUAAACUGCUUUUAUCAACAUUUUAAUAUAAUAAAAAAGGGUCAUCAUUAAUGAAUAAAGAUACACUUAAAUUAUAUCCUGUCUUUUCUAUUUAAAAUUUACGCAAUUAUAAAGCAAACAAUACAUCAAUAUUUUAAACAAACUUACCUUACCUAAACUUACCAUUACAAGAUCGGAGGGGAUGACCACCGACGCACAACGCAACCCACGCCUGCGAUCAUUGACGAACUUUAGACAACGCUGAUCUUCCUUUCCCCAGGGAUAAAUAGCCGGAGAGAAUUAGUACCCUCGCCCCGAGCUUACGCCCGGCUCGGGGAUGAGUAUUAAUCAUCGAUGUUAAUACCUUUGGUUGCUUCAGUAUUUUCAAAUAGAACAGAAAUAAUAAAUUGCAGAGGGAAUGUAAAAUAUUAAAUAAGUUUCUCAAAUAAUAAUGGGCAAACUAGGAUCAAAAUCUUCGGUCAAACCUUGUGAAAGUACCAUCAAGAGAAUCUUUAAACUGCUACUUGGAAAACGAUGUAAAUUCUUUCAUCAAAGACUCGUAACACGUAUAAUACUUUCUCAAAUUCAUUAAUAAUUCAUGAGCAAUUCAGCCAAUGAUAAUCACCUAUUUGAUCACAAGAUGCCAUUUGGAUAUCCCGGGGAAACUUGAUGAAAGUCACUAGUUAAAUAGAAUCCCGAAUUACGUUAUGCUUGGUUAAGAAUUCUAUUCAAAUCAGCAAACGAAAACAUUCUGUUACGUCUCGAUUCAUCUGAGAAGCCAUAUAAACAACUCGAGCUCGUGUCUCACUGGGAUAUCCAAACACUCGUAAACAAUGUAUGAAAACACUCGCGCUUCGCGCUCGAGUUUUUUUAUACAUUGUUUUCUCGUGUUUGGAUAUCCCGGUGAAACACUCGCUCUCGUUGUUCAUUAUUACGUCAAUAACACGUGUGUAAUUGUCUCAUAGUUAUGAAUCUUAGUAUUAAAUCGUUUAAAAUGUUUAAUUUGCUGUUGUUCGAACGCAUAAAAUUUAAUACAAAGUGAAAUAAUUAAAAGUUCACCUUGUUUUCUUGUUACUACCAUGAGGCAUUUAGGGAGGCACCGGAGGUGUUUUUUAAACAAAAGCGGUUCUGGUUUGCAAAAAUAUGUAAGAUUUCAUGCGUUUGAUUUCAGUCCAAAUUGGGCUCCAAUUAGUUCAAUUAAUAUAGAUUCCAAAUGAUUUAACUGUAGAUGAUUACGCAUCUUCUUCGAUGUCACUUAAUGAUGGAAGCACCUGCCGUGGCUUCUUGGCGUAAUCUUUCAUCUGUUCACCCAGUCUGGAAACUUCUUUAUUCCCACACUAAAGGAAUUAUGGCGAUCAACACUCUUGGUCGAAACGACUUGAUCCCCGAUGGUGGUGCAGCUGAUAAAGUUCUCAGUAUUGGUGGUGGCGGUCAGGUAACCUUGAUGCAGAAGUUCUACCAAAGUUUUACAUUUGAUGGUUAUGAUUUGAUCAAAGAUCUCACGGAACGGGGUGUUAAAGACUUGCGCAAGUUUCAUUACAAAAACGACGCUGUGCUUCUCUGGACCGCUAUUCAGCAGUUCGUGCAGGAUAUUAUAUACAUUUACUACAAUGACAACAAACAAGUCCUAAAGGUUAGUAUGUGUUAUGUAUGCUAUUAA